Messenger RNA from Tigriopus californicus, 1784 nucleotides. RefSeq names its product MORN repeat-containing protein 1-like. Bases 360 to 1631 code for a protein of 423 amino acids. The record is from RefSeq and is a predicted model, not a curated record. The transcript is spliced from 8 exons. Lineage: Eukaryota; Metazoa; Arthropoda; Copepoda; Harpacticoida; Harpacticidae.
UAAAACCGGAUUCUCGUCGGAAAUUUUCAUUUUCCCAUUUGGGUGCAAUCCACUCAUUAUAUCAAACUAUGGCGACAAUGAAGAUUUUGGUACCGUGACCCUAGGACUAGGCGUUUGUGACGAUCUGACGAGAAUAUUAGCAAACAUGGGCAGGCACAGUUUUAGUUCACUUUUCUGUCAGUCUGUCUUACGGAACUGUGCGUUUGUUUGGCUCAGGUUAAGAGAGUGAGAGUUUUUUGCUUGAAACAUUGACCAUUCUCUCUCAUCACAAGUCCUGAGAUUUCCUGAUUAAAGCUAAAAGUUUUAACACAAUCACAAAGUGAAUUAAAACAGGUGUGCUCCAGUGAUCAUUGAAAAAAAUGGUUCAUUCCACUAAACAGGAUAAAAUUGAGUUGCCUUAUGGAGUUUACUCAGGUGAAGUUCGUGAUGGGAAACCAAAUGGAAAUGGAAAGGUCCAAUUCCAAUCACAGGAUGAGCAGGGCCGCCAAUACUUCGAAGGAACUUGGUCCAAUGGAAGACGAAAUGGACCUGGUCGCAUGAUUUGGAACACGGGCGAGGAAUUCAACGGAGAAUGGAAGGACAACCUUCAGGUUGGCCAAGGAGAGCAUCGUUUUGCAUCCGGAGACUAUGAUAUCGCCACGUGGGAUCAAGGCCUCAGACAUGGUCCAGCCACUUACUUCAAGCCUGAUGGCAAUAAAGAAGAAGCCACCUAUAUUGAGGGUUACGAAAAUGGCCCAUCUGUUGUUCAUUUCACAAGUGGCAAUAAAGAGGAAAGAAAUUAUAGCAAUGGUGAGCUGAGUGGUCCGGCAGUUGUUCAUGGUGUGAACGGGGAUAAAUUGGAGUUUAGCUACGUGGACGGCAAGUUCAGUGGAGCAGGUAUCUACCAGAACCGAGAGGGCCUCUGGGAGGAGAAGACAUACGUGGAUGGUGUUCCCCAAGGCCCCGCCAAGCUGCAUUUACCCAAUGGAGACACGGAGGAACGCACUUACGAGAACGGGAUUCUUCAUGGUAUUGCCACUUUUAUCAGUGGAAGUGGCGACAGGGAAGAACGUUGUUACGUCAAUGGACGGUUAGAUGGUCCAGCCAAAUAUUUCUAUCCUACAGGAUCGGUGGAAACCCGGAUCUAUGAGCAAGGGGUCUUACAAGGAAUGGCUGUGAUUCAAACCAAAGAUGGGGAUUGUGAAGAUCGCAUGUAUGAGUCCGGACAAAUACAGGGACAAGCCACCGUGGUUUUCCCAGAUAGUUCCAAGGAAGUUAGGACCUAUGUAAACAAUGCUCUAACCGGAAAGGCCAUCCUGUUUGCUGCCAAAGGCGACCGUGUCCAAUUUAACUACCAAGAUGGAGUUCCAAGUGGCAAAGCAACUAUUAUUGGUGCCAAUGGAGAUAAAGAGCAUUGCACGUAUGUUCGUGGAGUAAAACACGGACCCGCCACGUACAUCUGGAAAGCAGGUCACAAAGAGGAGUUCCAAUACGACAAUGGGAACAAAAAUGGCCCUUCAGUGUUGACGGGAGCUUCUGGAGCACAAAGGCGUGGUACGAGGAAGAAUGGAUUCUGGCAUGGAUCUGCCACUUUCAAGACCGCUGAUGGGGAGGUUCAAGAUGAAAAAUGGAACAUGGGACAGAAGAUCUAACUCGACCGAUUCCAUUGAUGCAGAUGAUCGAUGAACCUCUGAUUGCAAAUAACCGCGGAGGUGUGCAAUAGAAUGAUCCUGGUCAUAACCUAUUGUCUAAUAACCUUGAUAAAGUUAUAAAAUGACUAAUAAAUUAUAAUUCAUUUGCCGGAA